AUUUCCACAUCAUGAGACCACCAUAAAAACCGCUAAAAUCAGGUCGGCUGGCGACGACCGAUAAGCCACCAUAAUGGAGAUAAAUCGAAAAGUGCAUCGGCUCGUGAAAGGAUGCGCCAUCCGGACCAAUCUUCGCGUUGCCCCCCAUGAAAAAGCUUCUGCGCAAGAACGAGCUUCAAGCGACUAUAAAAGCCCGCACGAAACUCGUCCGCUUUCCAGUCACGUUUAGAGCCGUCUUUCAAGUGACGAAAAAAAAGAAAAGAGAAAUACGGGGGACUUACUUGAAUUACGUGCGCUUAUCAUACCGAUAAAGAAAGAGAAAAAGAGAGGAUCAAUCACGGAAUUUUUUUGACGUUUGAAGAAAAGAGAUUCGCCUUAAAUAAAAAAAACUGAAAAAUAUACGUUGUUAUAAAUAGCACAGUUCUGGAAAAACAGGGCCUUCUUUCUCCAUUUGGAUUUUGAUCUUUUUCUUAUCGUGAAAUCUAUAUUCGAAAUUUAAUUAUUAAAUCAUGCAAAAUUCCAAAUUUUGAUUUAUAUUUUAUUUUAGCACUUGAUCUCUCUUAACAACAUUAUUUGGCAUAUCAAGAUAUAUUCUCUCAUUAUCGAGAAUUAACAAGUUACGACGCGUAAAAUUUCGCUAAAAACGGAGCUCCGCUAAUAGUAACUUUCGAUUUUUCUUUACUCUAUCCGUCGAGAUCGAUGAUCAAGGAUGAGUUUGGGCGAUUUGAGAAACAGUCGCGCGAUCACCAUCGCGGUAGUCUAUCUCAGUCUCUUCCUGGAUAAUGUCCUCUUGACUGUAGUUGUGCCGAUUAUUCCCGAUUAUCUGUGCACGCUCGAUGCGAACACAACUACGAACGCCGAGAAAGACGAGAACGGUCGAGUGGGAUUACUAUUAAGCUCGAAGGCUCUGGUCCAAUUAAUUUUGAAUCCCGCCGUGGGCACCCUCACUGGCACCCUGGGCUACGCCAGACCCCUCUUCCUGGGAAAUCUGAGCCUCUUGCUGGCUGCUUUACUGUUCGCUUUUGGACAAACAUACGAGGUACUGUUCUUGGCUCGGAGUAUUCAAGGUGUAGCCUCAGCAUGUAUAGCGGUCUCCGGCAUGUCUCUGGUCGCCUCUCAGUAUUCCAAAGAGGACGAAAGAUCCAAGAUUAUGGGUUUCGUCCUCGGCAGCAUCGCUCUGGGCGUGCUCCUGGGUUAUCCGAUCGGUUCCGUGCUUUAUGAUCUCGAGGGAAAAAUGGCACCUUUAUUAGUAUCUUGCCUCAUCGUUGUAAUAAUUUGUUUGCAAAUUUUGACGUUAGACGUUCAAACAACCGCCGAACCGAACGAGCAACAAAGUACAUGGAUGCAUUUAUUAUCUAAUCCACAUAUCCUCAUCAUCUCCGGUGCUAUCUGGUGUUCGACAUCGCCGAUGGCGAUACUAGAGCCGUGUCUGCCCAUUUGGCUUCGAACCCACAUAAAACCCGAGAAAUGGCAACUGGGCACGGUAUUCAUACCAGACAGCGUAGGCUACUUAAUCGGGACCAACUUCUUCGGCGUGAUCGCGUAUCGUUACGGACGCAGCAAAGUGGCGAUUCUGGCUGUGUUCGUGGUUGGAGUUAGCGCCAUUCUCAUCCCGUCAGCCAACACAAUGUCAGAAUUGAUAUUACCGCAUCUGGGAAUGGGUUUGGGUAUCGGCGUCGCCGAUGCAGCUCUCGUGCCGCUGCUGGCCAGUUUGGUGGACCGAAAUGGCAAUUACGGACCAGUUUACUCGAUUCAACAAGUAGCUGUCAGUUUAGCUUACUCCUUAGGUCCCAUUGUGGGCAGCGAAAUGGUCAGAGCUAUUGGAUUCCCAUGGGUGAUGCGAGUCGUGGGUAUCGCGAACAUGGCGUACUGUCCACUGCUUAUAUACCUCACGUUGGAACGAAGAAAGUUGUUGACUAAGAUAGAGGAAAAAAAGGAUUACGACACGUUUCGGAAAUCCAUCGCGCCCUACGAAAGAUUUCACGAUUCCGACGACGAUCUUUGACGCGCGUCAUGCAGAAACGGGUCCUCGUCGUAACUGAUGAACCGAAGUGAAUUAUUGAUGGAACAGCGUCCCCGGGACCGUCAUCCGUGGCAUGGCGACGUUCCUCGGAUCAGAGAGGGCAGGAAUCCGCUGAAUUCGGAGACACAGCGAAUGCACGAGACGGACAAGAAGCGCGCGCUCCCGAUAAUGGAAAACGACCGAUCGAUCGAUCGAACUGCGCGACGCAGUCCUCUGAAAGCUUAUUAAUGCACUCAAUCUACAGUAAAAUUCAUUUACGUUGCAUUAACGGUCUCGCCAUCUGCCGCAGGCAUUGACUCGUCAUAUUAAGUUUACGUAGAUCGCAGUAGCACUUGAUCGAUGCGCAUCUCACGAUCGGUUGUGCCCAAAAUCAAAUGUUAUUAGAAUCCCGAGAAAAACAUUUUUAUAUAAAUAAUUGUAUCAUUUUUUCUACUGACCAGUCAGGUCGAAUUUUAA
Molecule: messenger RNA, 2479 nt
Organism: Nylanderia fulva
Lineage: Eukaryota; Metazoa; Arthropoda; Insecta; Hymenoptera; Formicidae
Product: synaptic vesicular amine transporter
Biological process (GO): transmembrane transport; aminergic neurotransmitter loading into synaptic vesicle
Cellular component (GO): synaptic vesicle membrane; terminal bouton
Molecular function (GO): serotonin:sodium:chloride symporter activity
Source: RefSeq, a predicted model, not a curated record